UUAGAUUAUGAUGAGCCAAGGGGAUAUGACUAAGACCUUUAAAUACAAUUGCUCGGUAAGUCUCUGCAACAGACAUGCUAUAAUAUUGAUGUGCAUUACUAUAUUUCUUCUAAGCGGUAACUUCCUAAAAGCCUUUAAGAAUCUUUCUCAGUUCCUCCUAUCAUAUGGUAACAGAAGGAAGUGCAUCGCCUUUCUGAAUUGCAUCUGGCUGCUUCUGAUGAGGAUGCCAGGAAAAUGCAAGCAUUCAAAAGCACAGGUGCACUUUCUCUGUACAAUACUUGUAAUUUUCUGCUCCAGUCACCCUGGAGAGGCAAGUAGACCAAAAUGGGGAAGUGGAAGAUGCACUGGCAGAGUAUUUGAGAGAGAGGUGGAAUCACAUUUUCCAGGAGACAAGGAUUGCAUUGCCUAAUUCACCACUUUAUCAGUACUUACAGGAUUUGGGGCACACUGAUUUUGAAAAAUGCUCAUCUGUGGUACAAAAGCAAGAAGAAUGUACAGCCAAAGAGGGACAAAAAGACAUGGAUACAAGUCCCAUUCAGAAGAAAAGCAUCCUGUCAAACCUAGCUGAGAGAUUUACCAGCUGGCUACUUUUUUUAACACACAAGAGAAAGGAUGAUGUGCUCCACCAGUUGGAUGUUGGUUUUCGCUCAGAGGCUCUCCACACCAUCCUGCAACAGGAAGUUCUGCUGCAGGAGGAUGUUGAACUGAUUGAGCUGCUUGACCCCAGCAUCCUGUCUGCAGGACAGCCCAAGCAACAGGAAUGUGGACAUCUUCCAACGCUACGCUCCCUAGCAGCUCCUAAUAUUUGGGAUAUUUCAUUAUUUUUUGCCAUCAUCAGCACCCUGAUUAUUAUUCCUUCUUUAUGGAAUGGGUUCCUUGGACUUGUGUGGGGAAUAGGCCUAUUGGUUUACAUAAGCUUGAGAGCUUUGGACACAUUGAGGACUGCCAAACUGCAAAUGUCUCUCAGAAAAUGUCAUAUCCAACUAGAAGAUAUUGUAGCAAAUUGCCGAGCAUUCACCAAUCUUGUGAGGAAAGCUUUACGGCUCAUCCAAGAAACUGAGGUCAUUUCCAGAGGAUUUACUCUUUUGCUUGACAGGGUCAGUGCUGCUUGCCCAUUUAAUAAAGCUGGACAACAUCCUUAUCAGCAUCUCAUGGGUCUCCGGAAAGCUGUGUACCGAUCCGUACGAGCCAAUUUCAGAGCCUCAAGACUUGCCACCUUAUAUAUGCUGAAAAAUUACCCAUUGAAUUCUGAGAGUGACAAUGUGACAAACUACAUCUGUGUUGUGCCUUUUAAAGAAUUAGGCCUAGGACUAAGUGAAGAGCAAGUGUCAGAAGAAGCAGCACAUAAUUUCACAGAUGGCUUCAGCCUGCCUGCAUUAAAGGUACUAUUUCAGCUUUGGGUUGGGCAAAGUUCUGAGUUCUUCAGGCGGCUAGUUCUUCUGCUUUCGCCUUCCAAUGCAUCUCUCAAGACUCUGAUUACAGCAGAAAGUUUGCCUCUUGCUAUCUUUUCUGAUGUGACUCAAGGCCUCCCUCAUGCUCAUGCUGCUUGCUUAGAAGAACUUAAACGAAGCUAUGAGUUUUAUCGGUAUUUUGAAACACAUCACCAAUCCAGUCUGGAAAGAUCAGUCAAAACUCGACAGAAAUCAAGAGAGCUGAACCAUCUCCAAACAGCAGUGCGUAGUUUGCAGCUCCAUCUAAAGGCCUUACUGAAUGAAGUAAUAAUUCUUGAAGAUGAGCUUGAAAAAUUUAUUAGUUCCAAAGAAAGUCAAGAACUAACCACAGAGGCCUAUCAUAUUGUAGAAAAAAAACUGCAACUCAUCCAGCCUCACAUGCAAGCUAGCAACAGCUGCUGGGAGGAGGCCAUUUCUCAGGUGGACAGAAUGGUUCGAAGAAACUCAGAUAAAACAGACAAACCUGAACCAUCAUGUGAGAACAAGCACUGCACCACGAUACCCUUACAACAGCCAACUCUACACAUAGAGGAUAAAGAUCCAAUUCCUGAAGAACAGGAACUUGAAGCCUAUGUUGAUGAUGCAGAUAUAGACAGCGAGUAUAAAGGGGAUGACUUUUAUUACUUUUCCUUGGAAGACAGAGAGAGACAAAAACGUGAAAGAGAGGAAUCAAAGAGAGUGCUACAGGAACUAAAAUCUGUGUUAGGAUUUAAAGCUUCCGAGGCAGAAAGGCAAAAGUGGAAGCAACUUCUAUUUAGUGAUCAUGCUGCAGUGAAGCACCUGCCUGUUGCAAAAUCAGAGGAACCCAUAAAUACUUUGGGGUUGUCUGUGAAUUCAGAGUCAGAGAAACAAUAUUAUAUCAGAAACUUGGAGGAGACUGUGUAUAACCAAAAACUGGAAGCCACUGACAAAGAGAAAAGUAGGACGGAAUACUUAUCUGAUGGGUCUGGUGUGAGUAAUAAAAAUGACAUUGCUGCUAACGAUAACUCACCAGAAAUUGAAAAAAGAACAUGUUAUCAAUGCAAUGGAGAAGGUGAAGAAUCUGAGCUGACAGAUGUGGACAGAAUGAACGUGUUGCAGCCAACUGACAGAGAUAUGUUACAGUCCUCCAUCAAACAACGGCUGGCUGAUCUUCAUAUAUCAACAGAUUUCAAUUUUGCAUCUGGUUUAGCAGCACAGGUUGCUGCAAAGUCACUUACCUUUGCAAACAUGCAAGAGCAAACAUUUGGAGAUGAGGACGAGGAGAAUGAAGAAACACAAGAGGAUGAAGAGUUUUUUGAAAAACAUAAAGGAGAAGGAGAUAACUGUAAAAAUGAAAGAUUAUAGAGUUCAACCAGGCACUGACUUGCUUAUCUGAACACCACAAAAAGUUUGUGAGAUAACAAGAGCAACUCAUACAGACAUUCAGAACUGAAAUCCGGAAUGGCAAAUAUAGGAUAACAUACCCUUUCAUAGUGGAAUCAAUUGGAUUUCACUGGUCUUUUGAAAAAAUAUAUAUGUAUAAACACGUAAGUAUAAACUAGACUCAAAGAGUGUAGUCUGGUUCUCACAGGCACCAUGGAUAAAAUUUCAUUUACUAUUUUAUUUUUAUUUAUUUAUAUUAUUAUUAUAAGCAUUUUUUUCUUUAAAAGAAAAUAUCUUUGCUGUCUUCUAUAUGUUAUAAAUAGCAACCUUCAUUAUAAAACUUGAACCAAUUCACAAACAAGAACAUAAACAACCAUGGUGUUCUCCCUGAAGGCUUUAUUUUCUCUAUUGUAUCUGGUUUGUAUCAGUUGUUUUUCUUCAUCUGUUGGUUCAUCAGGCUUGUAGCCUGGACUCUUCCAUUUAAAAAAUGAAAGCCAUAGCGGAAAUAACCUGGGAUGCUAAUUCAAACUAAUACAAAGCUGCUAAUAGGAGGUUACAAAACAAAACUAAUAUAUUUAUUUUAUUGCAUAUGAACAUCUGGACUAGAGACUAAUUUCCAUCAUUAUUAUAUUCACAGUGAAUUCCCUAUACUCCCAAAUACUCCCUAGCUUGGUCUCAUAAACCACGCUUUUGCACAGAGAAAUUAAGUAGAUGUUUUAAAGUCUUAUUUUCAAUGCCUUUAUCUUUUUGUUUUCUUGUGUAGAUGGUUACAGUUUUAUUUUUGAAACUGAGUAAGUGGUAUGUAUGCAUUUACACACCAAAAAUACCUCUGAAAUUUUAUUUGGAUACAUAUUCCAUUCUUUCAUUUUCACUGUGUUCUGCAAGUAUGCUUCCAUAUACAGCACUUCUUUUUCCAUUGAGUACAGUGUUUACUUUAGCUAUCCCAAAUGUCAAUAGUUAUGUUUUGCAGCUGUUAAAAUACCACAUAAGUGUAGCAUCAACAACUUCAGUGUGUGACAUGUUGAUUUUUAGAAAUAAAUGUACAUGAAGUUGAUUACAGGCCAUUAGUAGUUGCACUAUAACUGUUCUAAAAUCAGUAAAAUUUUACACUUUUCCUAAGGCUUUUCAAAAACUCAUACUUGUCUUCAUGAAAGGAUACUUCCUCCUUGAUAACACAAAAGGAUUCCUGCUGGAAAAUGUUAUGCAUUUGAUUGGAUUUCUAGUACAAAGAUAAAGGCUGCUCUAAAUGUUUAGGUCAGUUUAAGGUGCCUGUAAAUAUACAAUAUCUGAAAUCGUAUUGUAGGUACAGCAUUGUCAUAUCAAACCUUCUAGUUAUUGGGAGAAGAACUUGUUCUUUUCUUUUCUGAGCUUAUCACACUAUCAAAAUGCAUUUCUGAAUAUCUAGUAGGGUAUAUGGAAUGUACAAGGAAGGCAAAUAUCUUGACUGUAGGUCCCUUGCCAGCCAAAGCCUUCUGUAACUUCGAUUUGUUGUUGUAUGUCUUCAGGUCAUUUCCAAUUUAUUGUGACCCUAAGGGAAAUAAUCACAAGGUUUUCUCAGAAUCUUUUCCCACCAUUCCCUCAGUUCUGUUUUGUUGCUUAAGAUAUAUCUAGCACAGUGGUUCUCAACCUAUGGGUCCCCAGAUGUUUUGGCCUUCAACUCCCAGAAAUCCUAACAGCUGGUAAACUGGCUGAGACUUUUGGGAGUUGUAGGCCCACAGGUGAGAACCACUGAUCUAACACAUCAUGAUCUGCUUUCAACUUGGAUGCACUAUUUGUUUUGCAAUUUUGACAUUUGGAUCCUCUUCCAUAUAACUAAUUACUAUAUAUAUUCAACAUGUUGAAUACUGUCAAACCAAAGUCCACUGGUAGUCCAUGCCUAUCAUCACUUCAAGGUGAUUUCCUCACCUCCACCAGUACCAACAUUGGAAUGCUGUUUCCAAAGUCAAACACUUUUGCUGAUUUAUGCUUUCUUACUUCAUGUAAAAGAAUAUAAGAGUGUGAAAGCACAUACUGCCAUCAUGCUAUUAUAUUGCACAAACAUGGAAUUUUAAUAAUGGAUGAGAGUAGAUGUGCUUUGUCCCAAUAAUAAUGAAAGUGAGAAGGUGCUAAACCUUCACUGGUAUUAAAGUAACCUCAGACUGAUAAACUGUACUUAGUUGUCAGUGUGUUCUCUAAAUACAACACUUCUUGAUCAGAAAGAUUUGCACACCAUCUUAGAUAAUAUUGAUUCUCACAUUAAAAACACAAAAUGGCCUAUCAGACCUAUGAAAUUGCAUGUCAAUGUCUCCUAGCUUCAAAAUACAUUUGAAGAUGAAAGUCACAAAAAUGUUUACCCAAUGGUCGAUUUUCUAUCGCUCUUAUACAGAAAUCUCAAGUUACUAUUUAAGCUGGGGGAGAUGUAAAGAACACCAGGAGGAAUCUCUUGACAAGCAUUUUCUAGAAUAAAUCCUCAGUAAUUGAGGAGCACACAUUUUCUUUCGGAUCACAGUAAUUUCAGAUCCGUUUGAAUCUCACUCUGAUGGAUUUCGAAUGAUGAUGUGCCUGAUGUAAGAACAAUCUUAUUAAUCUAAAUCCAGUCCACCAGGAUAAGCUAAGAUCUCAAAACUAGUUUAAAUGCUUCCUCCAAAAGAACUGCCUUUGAAAAUAUUUCACGGACAAGUACUUGAUAACAUAUCUGCCAUUUAUCUCAUGAAAAUUCAUUCAUUUUAUGAAUAUUCCACUCUCAAAAGCUAACAGUCCUUUGAUCAUCAACCAUCCUCAGGCAUCAAACCAGCAAAUAGCUAGUUGCCUCCAUGCAAUUUGAUCCAUGCCUUGUGUUUGCGCUUUCAAAAAAACAAAGUUAUAGACACUCCAAAGAAGGACUAAUAACUGAUCAUGAGAUAUUUGUAUAUAAAUCAUCUUGAAUUCUUUCUACACCUACAAGAUCUUGAGAGAUCUUGAAAAGAGAGGUGGUUGUGGCAUUCAGUAGUGAGCACAACCAGAAGUCUCAACCUAUCAUUUUCUGUGAAGUUUCUAUUUUAUAUUUCUUUAUUCCUACCUGUCAAUGGCAUAACAAAUACAUCUAGAAAUAUCAAAAGCAUCUAGAAGUAUCUUCAGAAAUUCUUCCUUGAGUGUUUUCAGAGUCGGUCUGCAGACUAUUUUCAAUAGAACUGAAAAGCAGAGACAAAACCCACAAUGAAAAUGUAGCUUCAAUACUUCUACACUUUCAUAUCCAUUGAAUGUGUUUUGUUUAGAGCAUUAAAUGUUUGACCCAUACACAGCCCAACAAUUUAUAGCAAGCUUUGUAUCAAGUUUAUUUGUUUAUCUUACUAGGUGCUUCAUUAAGAAGUCGAACAAGUAGAUGAGUUUGCUAUGUUGGCCGCAACUGACAAAGUGAUGUUUCAGCUGUUAAACUAUAUCACCACUUUCUAUUCCAGGAAUCUGCAUCUUUAGGUUAGAAGAUGCACACAUUUCUAUUCCAAAGGUUCAAACAUUCACUUUUCUAUCUCGGAAUACAAUCUGAUGCAUGCUAGGAUUAAGACCCACUGAAGAUAAUGGUCUUUCUGAGUUAACAGCACUAUUCAUUGCAUAUUUAUACAUUUAAUCCAAGGGCCAACUUUGCUAAGGACUUAUAGAUACUUUCUGGCAGUAUUUUAAACCUCUACCCUGUUGUGAGCUCAAUGGUGAUUUGACCUUUGGGACCUGGACUCUCAUGUUUUAAUCAUUUUAGUUUCUCAAGUGUUGGAAACAUAGACUUUAAAUCAAUAUUCCAGUACUGACAAUAUUUCCACUUGAACACUUUUCUCAGUGCUUUUGGCAUUUAGCUUUACUUUCUCCUUUCUUUCUGUAUAGUAGGCUAUUAGAAUUAUGGUCUAGAUUCAAGCGGGGGUCUGAGAAAACUACACAAUGAGCCCCACAUUCAUGUUACUUUUUAGCUGAACAACUUGGUUACUUCAUUUAUAUUAACCUGAAUUAAUCACUCUGUGUAUGUUCUAUUGCUUUAAAGUUUAGUACAACCAAAAUGUAAAAUGCUCACUGAUGCUCAUUGAAUUAAAUGUAGUCAAAUGCACACUUUGGUUAAAGUCAUUGCAAAUUCACAGGCCCAAAAGGGCAGAACCUUGAGUAACAAUUUCCAAAGUGUUUCAGGAUUUUUACUUAAGGUGUUUUAUUAUAGAUUUCUUGUAUAGUGGUCUUUAGCAUUUCUAUUCAAUCUUUUCUAUCCUUCUUGACAUAUUCUGGCCAACACUGUUCCUUCUUCUUUAGCAUCCGUACUUCUGAAUUUGGUUAAGACCUGCCUUUCUUCCUUAUAGUACUUUUUGUACAAUGUGGGGGGCAUGCUUUAUCAGCACUGCAGGUAUUUGUCUAUUAAUAUAGAUGCUUGUUUAUAAUUUGACUUUACUCUGAAGAUUAAUCUCUUGCUAAAUGAUCUUGGCAAUAGCUAGUUUAUGCAGCGUACAGUGCUGGCUCACUGUUGCAGGCACUUUACUAAUGAAUGUUGGUUACUCCUAUCCAUAUACUUGCUGACUGAAGUAAGAUUGAGUAUAUGUAAUUCCUCCUCUUGCAUUAGUUCUAAGGGACACCUUUAAUGAUCUAAAUAAGGUCUUCAUGGCUCUGCAGCAGUCCAAGAGGAACCUUUCUGUAGGGCUGCUGCAGAAAAAGCCUAUCAUACUGAAUGAAACACUUGCUAGUCAAGGAUUGUAAGGGCUUAUCAAUAGAGAGAAAUAGGCAGCAGCUGAUGAAACUGAGGGUGCAUACUGCUAACACAUAAAGAUAAUCUAAGGAAGGUUUUGUCCCAGGUCUCCCUGGCCUUUAGAGAUGUCCCACACAUUAUUGGGCUUUUCAAAACAAAGGGAUUUAUAUUUUAAAGUUAAGUACAAAGCAGAAGCCAUAUUGGCACCUUUUUGCACACCAUGAACAGACAAAUCACCUCCAGAAAUCAAUAAUUGUUCCAAAAUACCAUUUCCCAAUUGUUGAAAUGUUGUCUGUACACAGCCUCUCAGAUUGUGGCCUCUCAACUAUAGUGGCCUGCAUCACCUUUGUGGACCUAACUGUUCAGGUUAAGUAUAAAAUUAAAUUAAUGCAUUUGCCUGAGAGGUUCUUCAUAAGUAUGUUACACUUAAGCAACUCACUGCUGUUUCUGCAGCUCUUGGUUACUAGGAGUGGAAUUUCACAUAUAAUUAUAACAUUACGAUGUUAGGAGCUAAUUAAUUCCUUUUUAACAAGUAAACAGGUAUGAGGUGUGUUGCACAAAAACAAUUUUCAGUAGGUAAAUCUAUACAAUGUUAAGUUGAGCUGCUUAAUUCAUGUGACAUAUUUCAUGGAACUAAAGGUCUAUAGCUUCAUCUAAAAGCUUGUAAGUUUUUUCUCUUCUUUUAGUAUUUUGAAUGUUUGUCUGAUACAUUAUCAAACUGUAUACAGACAAAAGCAAACAUUGUGUCCAAUCUAGAUUGUCAUUCUUUCCUGUAUAAGGAAUCGCUCUUGCUCCCUGUACUAACAAGAAUGUAUGUAUGUAUACAUAUGAGGAUGAGAUUGUAGCCUUUAAACAAGUAACAGUUUAUUUCUUGUUUCUGAACUUCUCUAUUAAGUCUUUAAAUGCUUGACUUAGAUAAACUGUACUUUUAUAUGACUUUCUGACUUUCUCCUGUCUAUAAUUAAAAACUAUAUUUCCCUGUU
Molecule: messenger RNA, 8447 nt
Organism: Anolis carolinensis (green anole)
Lineage: Eukaryota; Metazoa; Chordata; Lepidosauria; Squamata; Anolidae
Gene: vezt
Product: vezatin, adherens junctions transmembrane protein
Exons: 12
Coding region: 519-2777 (752 amino acids)
Biological process (GO): cell-cell adhesion
Cellular component (GO): plasma membrane
Molecular function (GO): myosin binding
Source: RefSeq, a predicted model, not a curated record